Molecule: messenger RNA, 2044 nt
Organism: Polyodon spathula (Mississippi paddlefish)
Lineage: Eukaryota; Metazoa; Chordata; Actinopteri; Acipenseriformes; Polyodontidae
Product: retinol dehydrogenase 7-like
Exons: 6
Coding region: 537-1496 (319 amino acids)
Molecular function (GO): oxidoreductase activity
Source: RefSeq, a predicted model, not a curated record
GAACUAUUUGGGUCAGUUGCAACGAACUGAAAGGAGUAGACAAACUGGGGCUGACCGUGAUGAUCCCGUGGUUAGUACACAGCUCCGUGCUAACUCUGCAAGUUCGUUGCAAUUGACCCUAUAGUUCUGUGGUGUUGAGGGUCAAUGAAGCGUGUAACCUACCCUGUGGACUUGUUUUUUUUUUUUUUUUUGAAAACCGCGGUUGGAAUUUGCAUAAACACCCAUACUCUAACAAUGGUUGUGCCUGUUUCUGGAUUGUUUAGCUGCUUUUUCUUAUCUUGAGACCUGGCAACGCUGUUUAGGAGCUUCGUUUUGCAGCGAUACUCUUGAUGACACAGCCUGUUCCAGCUUUUACUAUUCUGUGUUGAAUACUACGCCCACACAACCAACUACGGUCAAUGUCAUUUGAUGUGGGAAGCUAAGCAGGGCAUUUGAACAAACACGCAAGGCGCAGUUCUGGCUGAAUUCCAAGUCCCAGUUGCUGAGUUUAGUGGACUUGGUUCCAAGGUGGAUGGUAGCUGAGGUAUUGCGCAACAAUGUUUCUAUAUCUUAUUGGCGUGGUUGCACUAGUAGCCCUGUACCGCUGGUACAGAGAGACGAAAAGGGUUCCAAACGUGUCUGACAAAUACGUAUUCAUCACUGGUUGUGAUUCCGGCUUUGGAAACUUGUUGGCUAAACGCCUAGACGAACUAGGCUACCAUGUGAUUGCUGCCUGCUUUACAGAGAAGGGCGAAGAUGAUCUGAAAAAAAGCUCAUCUAAAAAGCUCACAACAAUUCAUGUUGAUGUGGCAAAGUCUGAAAGCAUUCAGAAAGCUGCAGCGUUUAUAAAGUCAAAAGUUGGAGAAGCAGGUCUGUGGGGUCUUGUCAACAAUGCCGGGGUGUCUGUGCCUGCUGGUCCAUGUGACUGGCUCACAAUACAGGACUACAAAAAGAUGCUGGAUGUGAAUUUGAUGGGAGUAAUAGAGGUGACACUGAGUGUUAUCCCACUCAUUAAGAAAUCCCGAGGAAGAAUUGUAAAUGUUGCUAGUGUCUUUGGAAGAAUAAGCCCAGUUGGUGGAGCUUACUGUAUUUCUAAAUAUGCUGUUGAAGCCUUUAAUGAUAGUCUGAGGAGAAACCUGGGUGCUUUCGGGAUCAAGGUUCUGUGCAUUGAACCUGGAUUUUUCAAAACAACAGUUACUAGUGCUGAGAUUAUAGAAAAAAACAUUCACAAUCUCUGGGAUAAACUGCCACAGGAGGUCAGAGAUGAUUACGGAAGUGAUUAUGUGGAAAAGGUGUUGAAAUUAAUAAAGGCAACAAUGGCCAAACUGCCUGACCCAGACCUGAUGAAGGUAGUGAGCUGUAUGGAGCACGCUAUCUCAGCUGUCUAUCCACGAACACGAUACUCUCCUGGAUGGGACGCCAAACUCUUCUGGCUCCCUCUUUCUUACAUGCCGACGCUAAUUGCUGAUUACGUGCUUGCCAAGGAUAAUGUUAAACCUGCAAAAGCUGUUGUCUAAUAUCCAAGUCGUGAAUUGUAACCAGAUAUAUACUGUGUUACAACUAAAUGUGUUCUUAUGCAGUUCUGGGAAUGUGGGAUUUUAGGGACGAGUAAGGUAAGAUUGAGGAUGAGCACACACUGUCAUCCAAACCUGCCACUGUUUCAUACUAUAGCACUGGGAAGAUAGAAAUGAUAGGUGACAGUAUAUAAAUAAUAUUUUUAAAAUUAUUCUAUAUGCCAUCAAUACUCUUGUGUGAAAUAUAAUUUUUUAAAUAUAGGAAUACCAUUUGUAACUAGUUUGUAUUAUAUAAAAUUACUACUCAAAGAGUAAGUAACGGGGUUCCGAAAAUUAUAGUAUUACAUGUCCCCACAUUUUGCUACAACUGUUUAUAAUGUACUGUGGCAAAGUGUUGUGUUGUAUGUUACGUCCACAUGUGACAAAGACGACUGUAGUGGUGUCGUUAGACCAGAAGAAACAAAGUAUUAAGACAUGAAAUGAUAAAUGGAUGCGCUGCUGUGCGGUGUAUUAUCAUAAAAUAAAAUGGUACAAAAAACGGGACUUGGCAC